AGGGAGAAAAUGAGAGUAAAACUUAUAGCUGUAUUUGAGUGAUUUGUUGCUAAAUACCCUGAUUUGUUCAAACUGUUCAGGUAAUGCUGGGUGAGUGCCAUCUGAACGUCAGGCACCUCCCGAGAAGGAGGGGAGAAACCAGUCAGUUAAAAUUAUAAUAUUUAAGCUAGUGGUAAGUUUAAAAUGGAAGUUUAACUCAAGAAGUCAGUCAAUGUUCUAAAGGACAUAGCUAUGACGAAAGGUGUCAAGCGGACCAGUAGCAACUGAGUUCUUAUUCUCAAUGACCAGCAAGGUGUGUAGGAAGGAUCUGAAUAUCGAUAAGCAGGCAGAGUCUACCCAGGUGAAGCUGCAGAGUCAGGAGGUCCGGAAAGCAUCAAAAUUCAAACUUACUUAAAGGCUGUGCAAUGAGCAAGGGUUCCUCUAAACCAUAUUGAACACUGCUUCCUGCCUUAACACCCCCCAUCCAAGCCUCCUGUUGCACACCUAGGCAUUCAGAAGUAAAGUGUGCAGUAUGAUUGGGUACAUGUCCCUCCCACUCUGAGGUUAAAGUCUACAUCCACCUUUAGGGGAAAUGCAGUACAAACAAACACUUCCAACAAACCGCACAGCAUAUAGCGUUCGACAUCCACACACAAGCUUUCGUUUUCUGUUGUCCGGAAUAUGAACAGGAUGGAUCUGGGAGUCACAGGACGCAGGAACAUUUGGCAGGUAUCGGCGAGAAGAAGGGACGAGUGUUUUGAUGUGUCUUCUGCGAGAUACUAGAGUUGCGGCUCCGUCAGUCAUCUGUACCCUGUGAUCUGUGUCUGUCAGUGAGGGCUGGACCUGUGUCAGGAGAACCUGUUUGGUCACAUUCUGGCUGAGUGACAAGUCUAAAGUGACAGUUUCGUAAUCUGCUGUGGGUGUGUGGGAUGACUCUGUUUAAAAACCUGCGGCAGGGAGGCCCCUGAGUGAACCUUCUGUUUGCUGGCGCUUCCUCGGCAGGGUAGAUGUAAGAAGCUCUCCCGGUAGCCGAGGGAGGAGAGUUGCUCAGAGCCACCGAGAGUUGUUAGCGUUGUGCAUUCGGAUCGCCAGGCGAACUGCCCUCAACCUCACACCGCCCGAUGGCUACAGCGGGAGGAAAUCUCAGUUGACUGGAGCCGAGAGAACCACCAGAUUAAAUUCAGUGCUGAAUGCAGGCAAGGGGGACACGGAGGACGAUGAGAAGAUGGAUGCAAGAUCGAAGCUGAGUGUGGCUGCAAAGAUGUCACUGUUUAAAGAACUGGAGAAAGCAUCCCCUGCAGAAUCUGCUGCCUUGCUGCGUCCUCGGAGCAAUAAUGCAGCUGUGGAGCGCAAACUGCGACGAGUGCAAGACCGAGCUCGGACUCAGCCAGUCACCACGGAAGAAAUGAUAGUGGCAAACAGCAUCUCCAGGGCACAGUCACCAAAGGUGCAGGAUAUGGAGGAGAAAAAGCAAAGUGCAAUUGAACAGGAGGCAGAAGAGAGAGAGGAUAAGAAUUCAAAGUUGAGUCUGAACCAGAAGAUGGCCUUGUUCAACAGCCUGUGUCAGCCUGUGCCAAAGAAGAUGCCCGCAUUGGAAGGGCAUAAUGGGCGGAGACAAAAGGGGGCACGGUACCGCACCCAACCUGUCACCUUCAAUGAGGUCCAGCUGCUCCAGGAAGUACCGGAACAACAGUUUCAUCUUCUACCCAACUCCCAAGUACAGACUCCUGCAGAUAAAGCAGCAUUGGACGUUUUGAGUCUUCCUCCAGCCCAGAAGGAGAUUGGGAAGCCUGAGAUAAUGUCAGCUGCACCAGUCAACAACUCUGAGGGCAGUAGACAGACGGCUACUGUGGAAAGCGUGGAGAUAACUAAGGAAAUUAAAGGGGUAUUGAAAACACAAAGAAUCAGCAAGGAGAGAGAUGACAGCUCAGAGAGUCAUAUCCUGCAGGAACAACCUGUGAAAUAUGAAGCCAGCAGCACAGCCGGUACACCAGCAGAGAGCAACUCCAUUCCAAGUGCCCUGUGUGGAGAUUAUAGAGAGCAACACAACACAGGCAUGACACAUGUAACCCAGGAGCUGGAGAGAAGUGAAGAUGAAGUGAGAGUAAUUGAGAAAGGUCUUUCAGAGAAACAAAACUCCAGUGAAGUACAAGAGGGCGACCAGGGAGAAACAACAGAGACUGAAAAAUUAGAAGUGCUGUCCCAAGACAUUUUCUCAACACCACCCUCCUCACCGCCAUGGCAACAGGAAGACAACAGCUCCUCACUGCAAUACCAAGAGGCUGAUAUCUACUCCACGCCAAUGGGCCAAGGGCAAGAGAAAAGCUAUGUGGAUCAGUUAUUUGACGAUAACAAUGUGGAACAGUCCCUAACUCCAAUUCAUGUGGGAGCAUCUGUAAAGGACAGGUUGCAAAAGCUGAAAGGUGGCGAAGAACAGUGGAAGAAUAAAAUGAACAAGAGGCAGAGUGAUAUCCGUGUCCGGUUGACUGAGCGCUGCAGCCAGCUUCAACAUGCUGAAGGCACCUGGACGAAAAAGGACCCAGUCUAUUCCUCUAUCUAUUCCCCUGUUAUUAGACAGUGCCAGUACAUCAUGUAUUAUGACCAGAGAACAGCAUCUGAUGUCGGGGGACAGGUAUCGCUGCAGGAACGUAAGCAGCUGAUCAGCGUGAGUGAGGAGCAGUGGAAAACGAAAGGCAAAGGUGCAUUCAAUGACUCCAAACAGUUCACAGUGGCGGCGCGUAUGGCGAAGAAAGGGUUAGUGCCUUUGACUACUGGAAAUAAUGAUGAUGCAAUUAUUCCUUUCAAGAAAGUUGCCACAGCAUCAAGCACACCAACCAAACCUCUGGAAGAGAUUACAACUCGCCCUGACAUAUCCCUGGAGAGUGAUGCGACACUGGAUAACCUGGAGAGCUUCCUCAAUAAGCUGCGUGCUAAAUCCACAAGUAACAUGGAGACAAUGAUCACAGUGACAGAACAAUCAGUGAAGGAAGUGAUGAGGCCAGAUGACGAAGAUACCUUCAAUAAAUUCUAUAAGCAUACGACCACCAUUCUGACGCCCGAUGUGGUGAAAAUCGAGGAGAGUUUUGAUGCUAUUUUUGAAUCCAACACCCCAAAACUGACCUCGGAGGUGGCAGAACACAGGCGAGCUGUGAGACCUCUACGUAGGACGCAGUGUUCUCGCAAUCCCCUGAGAGCACUGGCCGCCCGAGAGGACAUCCGUCAGGAGUACACCGAGCAGCGUUUGAAUGUGGCUACAGUGGAGGUCAGGAGGAUCCGGACCGAGAGAAUGGCGAAACACUCUAACUACGCAGAUGUGGCGUUGGCAGGGCUAGCAAGCAAGGAGAACUUCAAAAACGUGAAUCUCCGGAACGUGAAAAUAGCAGAGCAGACGUCCAGUAACAGCACACUGCCGUUCAACAAAGUGAUGCUGCUGCAAGUUAAAGGUCGCAGGCAUGUCCAGGUACGACUGGUGGAGCCAAGAGCCAGCUCACUGAACAGUGGGGACUGUUUCCUGUUGGUCACUGCACAGCACUGUUUUCUUUGGACUGGAGAAUUUGCAAAUGUAAUUGAGCGCUCCAAGGCAUCGGAGCUGGCUGCUUUUAUCCAGACAAAGCGUGAACUGGGCUGCCGAGCACCAAACGUUACCAUUAUUGAAGAGGGCAUAAACAGUCAAGGCAAAAGGGCCAAGGAAUUCUGGGACCUUCUGUGUGGCCAGGUUCAAUACCAAGCCGCAGGAGAUCCUGAAGAAGAUGAGCUGUAUGAAGCCGCAAUCACAGAAACAAACUAUAUAUACCGUCUGGUUGAGGACAGGCUGGUCCCAGUCAAUGAAUCAUGGGGGAAGAUCCCUCGCUGUUCCAUGCUGAAUUCGAAGGAGGUGCUGGUGCUAGAUUUUGGCAGCGAGCUGUACAUCUGGCAUGGCAAAGAGGUGACCCUGGCACAGCGAAAGAUGGCACUCCAACUGGGCAAACAGUUGUUGAGUGGUCCUUAUGAUUAUAGUAACUGUGUAGUAAACCCCCUGGACCCCGGAGCCAAGAAGAACAUUUCCCGGCAACAGGGCCGCCCCGAUUGGGUAAUCUUUGGUCGAUUGUCAGAGCAUAAUGAAACAAUUCUGUUCAAGGAGAAGUUUCUGGACUGGGCAGAGUCGAGAAAGCUGGUACAAAGGGACAUUGAGAUUACAGCCGAGUUAAAGUUAGAGACUCAGAAUGACCUGAAGCCAUAUGAUGCUAAGCUGCUAAUUCCACUCCCAGAAGUGCCCUUCAGAACAAUCCUGGACGGAGUGAAUGUGCAACGCGGUUAUGGAUUUCUACAAGUGGGCGAUGAGAGAAUGUCGGAACUGAAGACCACUGGCGUGGAAAUCUGGCACGUUCAAGAGUUUGAUCACAGCGAGCUCCCCAGAGAGAGUUAUGGCCAGUUCCAUGAAGGGGACACUUAUGUUAUUCAAUGGAAGUAUACCAUCAGCAGUCUGGUGGCAAAGCGACAGAGACCGGAUCAACUGAGCAGCGCUGGUCCUGGGAAGGAGCGAUCUGCGUAUUUCUUCUGGCAGGGUCGCCUGUCGAGCAUCAGCGGCAAAGGAACUUCUGCGUUGACGACAGUGGAACUGGGCAAGGACAGAGAAUCACAGGUGUUGGUGUCACAGGGAAAGGAGCCCCCCUGCUUUCUCCAGCUGUUCCAAGGAGGAAUGAUUACCCACAGUGGCAGAAGGCAUAACAUCAGAAGCUCGCAAGCAGGACUAUGGCGAUUGUAUAUUGUGCAGGGAGAGGUUGCAAUGGAGGGGAGUCUCCUGGAGGUGGCGUGUGAGUGCAGGAGUCUGCGCUCGAGGGGCUCUCUUGUCCUGGUGAACACUCAGCAAGGUCUCAUCUAUCUGUGGCAUGGCUGCAAAGUUCAAGCCAGUGUCAGGGAGGUUGGCAGGACCACAGCCAAUCACAUUAAAGAACGACCUCCUCAGGAGCUGGGUCUGUGGAGUAGGACAGAUGUAACGGUGUGUGAGUUAGAAGAAGGUUCUGAACAUCCAGAGUUCUGGCGUGCACUAGGACAGCGGAAUCGAAAAGUGUAUGACUGCAUGUUACAAGAUCCCGGGAAAUACAACUUCACUGUGCGGCUCUUCAGGUUGACUGCUUCCUCGGGGGAGUUCACUGUUACAGAGCAGUUCAGUCCCACACGCAUCACCAGUGGCAUCAUGGCCAUGCCAUUCCUACAGGAGGACCUCUGCUCAGUACCUCAGCCAGCUUUGUUCCUUAUCGAUAGCCAUCUGGAAGUUUACCUGUGGCAGGGCCGGUGGCCAGACAGUGAAAGCACAGGCUCAGCGAAAAUUCGAUGGGACAUGGAGCGAAAAUGUGCCAUGGAGACGACACUGCAAUACUGCACAGAAAAGAACCCGAGGCGACCCCCAAAGGCAUACCUGGUGCAUGCUGGUGUAGAGCCACUGACCUUCACCAAUAUCUUCCCCCGGUGGGAAUACGACACGGAGAUCGUGCAACAGGUGCAGCAGGGUGUUGCGAAAGGAGUGCUCCUAGUUCAGGAUGCUUUAUCAAGACUGUGCAAGACACAAUACUCACUGGAGGAGAUCAUGUCGAGACCCUUACCAGAGGGGAUUGACCCACACAGACUAGAAACCUAUCUGUCUGAUGAAGAUUUUAAGAAAAUUGUGCAAAUGUCAAGGGAGGAAUUUUACCAACUUCCCAGCUGGAAGCAAGUGAAUUGGAAAAAAGCCAAGGGCCUGUUCUGACAAGACAACGAAAAUGUCAACCUAGUCUGCCCAGGAACAAUUCCACCCACAGCCCCCAGCUCACCACAUUAUUUAGGAGGAGCUUGGGGAGUGAGGUUCAUCGAUUAAAUUGCCACGGCUCCGUAAAAAUGUCUUCCGUGUGUUUUAAACUCUGUACAGGUGCAUAGGUUGGAAUGCAUGUCCUUGUGGAUUAGUUGUGACUGUGGGCCGGGAUUUUCCGGCCCCGUCAUGGUAGGACCCACCAUGGGAGAUUCGGCGGCCCAGCCAAAAGACCAUUGACUUUCGGCUGGACCGAACGAUCCCAGUGGUGGGUGGGGCUGGAAAAUCCCACCCCUGGAUUUUUUUGCAGGCCCAUUAAUUUCCCAUCCUGACCAAUGCUAAUUCCUGCCUCUAGUGCUGAGGUAGAGUUGCCAUUUCUCCAGGAGUUAAACUCAAUCUCUAGAAACUGCUGCGAGCAACCAGGGAGAAGAAUCACAGAGACAUAAUGAAUGAUUGCAUCAUUUUUUUUCUUCCACACUUAUUUGUUAUAAACAUAUUGGGGAUGGGGGAAUAAAAGGCUGGCUGACUGGGAGGGAGAUCAUGUGGUGAAGCCUCCAAAAAUUCAUCCUACUAGAGUUGACAACCCUAUGCUGGGGUCCUUGUGCUUGUCAUGCUUUUUGGUAAUCUUUUCCCUCAGGGUUAAUCAUUAGGCCCUGCUUCAUGGGGCUACUCCUUACUGCCUGAACUUUGACACCUGAGUUCUGUACCCUGAUUGGUUCAUCAAUCCCAUGGCUUGGAAGAGCAAAGUUAUACAGGUGACUGAAGUUAUUCCCAUUGACGGAGAGCUGAGAAGAGACACAGCUCAGGUGUCUAGACUAGUGAAAGGCACGGUAAGUCCAAGAUAGGUGGAUUAUUUGGCAUGGACUGUGAAUACAGGAUUCAAAGAUGAAAUUACAAAUACAUAAACCACUAGGACAGAGAUUAUGAAAUUCUUUUUCCCUAUAAAUAGUGGAUGUGGAACAGACUAGAAAAAAAAGCAGUUAAUUCUGGGUUGAUUGCUGCCUUCAUGCAAGAAAUGGAAACAGUAGCUCUUGAGAAAGGGGAUCAAGGGUUAGAGCAGGUCUGUUUGGUUCAUAUGGAGAAUGGGAAGACAGCAUGGAAACUGAGGGAAAUCUGUAAUUGAGGUGGCUGUGCAUUUACUGCAGUAAAAUGGGUGUGUGGCCUUUUCUCUUUUUUUGUGCCCUUUACAUCUACCACCAUUGCAUUCCCCCACCCCUGGACCCAAUCAAAUCUCUCCUACUAUUAGAGGUGCACUUGUACAGAGGUUACACCUAGAAUUUGAGGCUUUCUGCCUCAUAUUAGUAAUGCAUUGUGAUGUAAACUUUUAUGUUUUUAAUUUAGUUUUUUAUUAUAUUUUGUAAAUGCUGGGAGUUUGUAUUUCAAGCAAUGUUAACAAGGAACCGGUCCAGCCUUAAGUUACCAUUUGAAAUGUUGACACAUCCCAGUGGCAUAGGCCAGUGCCUGGCUGUGGCCCAGACCCACCGGGGUGAGGUAAUGAGCCCUUAGAGGACUGACUGGCCCCUGACAGUGGUUAUGACCAUUGGAACUGCCAGGAUACUCUAAUUUUCAACUGCUGAGUUGGUCAGCCCAGUGUUAAGGGAACCAACAGCUGAGGCUGGAGAUUGCUGAGAAUGAUGUUAUUAUGUGCAUGCUUAACAUACCACGUUAUCCACACGCCUUCCUGCGUUGGGCUUAAUCAGGUGGAGGCAGGGAGGCGACGGAAUUCCCACCACACACCCUCCAGCCCAAUCAAAUCAAAUGCUCCCCCUGCCUCUAAACUCACCUCCAGGGUGAGCAUUAGUGUCUGCAGUGCUUUCGAGGGACUGUGCCAAUCAACUCUCUGCUGAUUUCAGAUGGAGUGCCAAUGUUUAUAAUAUUUUCUUUUGUUGUUUCUCCUUCCUCCUCUUCCCCCUCUCCCACCCUUUGAAAGCACUGACUCUUGCUGGAGUCUAGAUCCAUGACAUAGCUAUCCCUUUGCUGCCUUAUCCAAGUGGUUACUCUUCGUGCAGGAGCCUGUUAUUAAUAUUGACAAAAUCAUUGGCUUUAAAGUGACCCACUUUCCUGAAUUAAGAGAAAUCAGUCGAUCCUGCCUUAGUGAUGCGCUGAUGGGUAAGGAGCAAGCAUGAGCUCAGUGCUGGAGAGGAAAAUAGUGUAAUCUCACAGUAAUUAUAAACCAGGGUAUUAACAUGCCACGAAGCUAAUGUAAAAGCACCAUCUAUUGCCUCACUCCUAUGUGUUAUGCUUAUGCAGCUUUUUAAGUUUGUUUUUAUAAACGUUGCACAAUUCCAGAGGUUUCUGGAAGUAUUUUAAUGCCUUUAAGUCCGCAAAGCAGUCUCUGCUCUCGCUUGUGAUCUGACUGCGUGUGUCGCAUUGCAAGGUCACAGGGAGAAAGUUAGAAGGGAAGCCGAAACUGUGGGAUUCCCUCGGUGAUUAUCACAAAGAAAUACUUUGCAGCAGUGUUUUUUUUUUGUUGCUCCCUGUGAAACGUGGAUCCUGAAAUUGUAAUAUUUAAAUCUCUUUUUAUGUACAGUUUUAAGUCUGCUUUUCAGGGCCUCUAGGAAGUCAAACAACAGUGUAAUUAAUGUAAUGCAGCUGUAUUAAAACUGAAUGGAGAUA
Molecule: messenger RNA, 8359 nt
Organism: Carcharodon carcharias (great white shark)
Lineage: Eukaryota; Metazoa; Chordata; Chondrichthyes; Lamniformes; Lamnidae
Product: supervillin-like
Exons: 30
Coding region: 1205-5704 (1499 amino acids)
Biological process (GO): actin filament severing; barbed-end actin filament capping; actin polymerization or depolymerization
Cellular component (GO): actin cytoskeleton; cytoplasm
Molecular function (GO): actin filament binding; phosphatidylinositol-4,5-bisphosphate binding
Source: RefSeq, a predicted model, not a curated record